AUGGGAAAUAUAAAUAUUUGUUGUCCUGAACAAAUUGAUCAUACUUAUGAUAAACGCAUAUUUCAAUUCCAAAAAAAACUUCAUAAACUUAACAUUUAACUUAUUUCAUAAGUUUCAUAUUUAGAAAUAAUUAUUUUUCAUAAGGUUUGAUCAUUAUGUAUAUAGAAUGUAGUUGGAGAAUUAAUUGCGAAUUGCAAUGCACCAAGAUUGUUAACAAUAAGUGAAAAAGAUCAAGAAACAAAAUUGGAAUUUUAUGCAAGAAUAAAAUAGUAAAUAGAACUUAAUGAAUCAAACUUUUUCAAUUUACUAAUAUCAAAUUAUUUUUAACAUUUCAAUGAAGUUUUUGCAGAUGAAGAAGUGAUAGAUAUAAUUUAACAAUUCGAUACUAUAUCUUAGAUGCUUAAGAUAGUAAUAUAAUCAGGUUUUUAACAAGAUUUAAAACUUUAUUUUGGGAACGAUCUAGAUAAACUUCCAGAAUAAGAAUUACUUAUUUAAAGAGUUCUUUAACAUUAUUUAUUAGGUAAAACGUCUCCAAUUAAGAAUAAAUUUAAUUAAAUGCUUAACUUAUAUUUUUAAUAGAUGCAAUAUAAUGAAUUAAAUUAAUCAAAUAUACCAGAGAAAGGAACAGUUUUAGAAUAAAAUGAUUUUGAAAUAGACUAAGCUUUGUUACCAAUAUAAGGAGGAGAAAUUGUAAACAUUUCUAAUGAUAGGUAUUUAUAAUUUAAUUAUUUAUUUAAUUAGUUUUUUAGAGUCAUCAGGAGGUUCUGUAAAACAAUAAUAAUAAUAAAUAAUAAUUGAAAUUGAUAAUAUAAUUGAGAAUACUGAAAAAUAAUUUAAAGACCUUCCAUAUGCAACAACAUUUGAUAUUUUGAAUAAGAUGAUAAAAACUACUAAACCUUGGAAAAAGUUUCUAUUAAUUGAAAAAUUUGAUAAUUUGAUAACUAAGACUCUUUUAACAAAUCGAGAUCAAAAUCAGAUUUAAAAUAUGUAAGAUAUCCUUUUUGCUGAAGAUUCUAGAUCUGACAUUUACUUAUAUAUUUUGUAAAUUUUAUAAAUUUAUAUAAUAGCUAUUAGUAUGGAUAAAAGUUCAAAAUAGAUUUUAAAGAACAUUUAUUGAAUGCUCUCAAAUUAAUGUGGGAAUUUGAUGGAUUACUUGGAAGUGAUAUCAAAUAUAUAUAUUGUCCUUUCUUUCUAAGAUUUACAAAUGUCUUAGAAAUGUAUUUGAAAAGUUUGAAUAUAUGA
Molecule: messenger RNA, 1242 nt
Organism: Paramecium sonneborni
Lineage: Eukaryota; Ciliophora; Oligohymenophorea; Peniculida; Parameciidae
Source: the annotation of a GenBank genome assembly